AGUGCCAUUUUCUUUACCAAUUAUAUAUUUUGUGUUAUUCGUUAUUACCCAUUGUUUAUUAUUAACCAUCACGGUUCAUUACUAUUGUUUUGUUUCCUAUCAUGUCCAAUGUGUGACGUCAUUCCUGGCGACAGUAACUACAACAUCCCGAGUUCCCUUUUGUAGCUUGUGUAUCAGAAACGACUGAUAAAAAUACACACGAAGAAGGAGAAGCAUACAGAGACAGGGAUGGCGGAGGAGGAAGAGCGCGGACCCGGUUCAGUUUAUCAGAUGUUCGUGCUGAUGGAGGAUCUGCUGGAUAAACUCAAAGUUCUGGAUUAUGAACAGCAUGUUCUGGAUAAACACAACAUCAAUCCUCUGUCUAGGCAUUAUUUUGUCUCUAGCCCUCACAUGUUGUCCAAUUCUGGAGAGCAGUUCUAUAUGUUCAGUGUAAUUGCUGCCUGGUUGAUUUCUCUGUGCGGGCGGCCGUUUGACACACCGCAGGAGUACGAUGAUCCCAACGCCACCGUCUCCAACAUCCUGUCCGAGCUGCGUGCCCUGGGUGGCCAGGUCGAUUUCCCACCAUCUAAGCUGAAGUCUGGAUCUGGAGAACAUGUCUGUUAUGUUCUAGAUCAGUUGGUAGAAAAGGCACUAAAGAGUAAAGGAUUCACCUGGAACAGGCCUCUGUACCCGACUGUGGAGGUGGAAGAGGAGUGUGUGCAGGAAGAUGAUGCUGAGCUCACACUCAGUAAAGUGGAGGAAGAAAUGACACAGGAGGAUGAGGAGGAUGAGGAAGAGGAUGGCCUUGAUUUAGACGCGUUGAAGACCAGAACCAAUCAGAGUGAACUCAGUGGAUCGAGGCCUGCGGUGGGUCUGGAGUCAGAUGUUAAUGCCGCUGAGUGGAAUUUGGAGGUGGAGCGAGUUCUUCCACACCUUAAAGUCACCAUUCGAACUGACAACAAGGAUUGGAGGAUUCAUCUUGAUCAAAUGCAUCAACAUCAAGACGGCAUCAGCACAUCCUUGCAAGACGCCAAGGGUUGUCUGUUUAAGCUGAGGGAAGACAUCAGUAAAACACUGGAGAAAGUGAGCAGUCGUGAGAAAUAUCUUAACACUCAGCUUGAGCAUCUUAUUUCAGAAUACCGCCAGGCACAAGCACAGCUCAACAAGGUAAAGGAGCUUUAUCAGCAAGCCAGUGGUGGCGUCACAGAGAGAACCAGGAUUCUGGCUGAGAUCAGUGAGGAGCUAGAAAAAGUCAAACAGGAAAUGGAAGAGAAAGGCAGCAGCAUGUCUGAUGGAGCUCCAGUGGUGAAGAUCCGUCAGAGUUUGACCAAGCUGAAGCAGGAGAUUGAGCAGAUGGAUGUUCGGAUGGGAGUGGUGGAGCACACGUUACUACAAGCCAAACUCAGAGAGAAAAACAACAUGACCAGAGACAUGCAUGCGACACACCUCUUAGAGCCCAACACACAGCCUUACUGAGUCUCACACUCUGGUGAUGUUGUAUGUGUUGGUUACAUUUUAUAUAAAUAUUUUGUGUUUAAAUAAGUUUUUAAGUGUAAAUAGCAAAAUAUCUAGUAUUGAACAAUAAAAUAAAUAUUCUUACUAUUAGAACUUUUACUCUCAAAGUUUGUAGAAGUUUUAACUUACGUAACUGUCUCCAGAGAAAGAGAGAAGGAUGUUGGUAAUAGAGGCCCCUGAGCUGAGCAUUACACACACAUGCCACUGUUCCAUGAUGCCAUCCUCACACACUGCAGAGAAACACUAGAGAUUAUUCUGGUCUGCUUCAGUUCAUUUACACAUACUCAAGUUAUCAGUCCACAUUCUGAGGAAAUGUUUGUUGAGUCUGUGUUCAGCCUAGGAACAAUUAACUUUUUGUAAUUUUGUUGAAUGACAAAUCCUA
Sinocyclocheilus anshuiensis is the source of this 1876-nucleotide messenger RNA. Its product is annotated as intraflagellar transport protein 57 homolog. Gene Ontology annotation, cellular component: intraciliary transport particle B; microtubule organizing center; Golgi apparatus. The transcript has 12 exons. NCBI's taxonomy places the organism in Eukaryota, Metazoa, Chordata, Actinopteri, Cypriniformes, Cyprinidae. Bases 229 to 1455 code for a protein of 408 amino acids. The record is from RefSeq and is a predicted model, not a curated record. Gene Ontology annotation, biological process: non-motile cilium assembly; intraciliary transport.